Molecule: messenger RNA, 396 nt
Organism: Brenthis ino (lesser marbled fritillary)
Lineage: Eukaryota; Metazoa; Arthropoda; Insecta; Lepidoptera; Nymphalidae
Source: the annotation of a GenBank genome assembly
AUGAAGCGUAUCGUCGGCGUGACGGCGAGCCGGGACGCAGCGGGCGGCGCGAGCGGCGCUGCAGCGAGCGACGGCGGCGGCGCGCGGCGUGCGUGUUCACGCUGCGGACGCGCGGGGCACGGGCCAGCGAGGUGUCGAUUUAAGCAGUACACGUGUGAUAAUUGUGGACAAAAAGGUCAUCUUAAAGUUGUGUGUCAAAAUUACAAAAGUGUUAGCGACAGUGAGUACCAGAAACAUCAUAAAGAUAAAAAUAGUUCGGAACUGAAUAAUGACAAUAGGAAAGCGCAGUCACCUCCGUUGUAUCCUACUGAACCGUCACAUUCACAAUCAUUAAAGCCUCAGCCUGAAAAAUAUGUUUCUCAUGGUAUGACGUUAAGACCUCGCAAAAAAGUAUUG